GGCAAUGCACCGCUGCGUUCAGAAAGCUUUAACAUGUUUUGAUGAAUACAAUGGUGCUAUAUUAAGUCUACAAUAACAUUCAAUAGGAAUGUUCUACGGUAACUUCCUUCUUGUCGGUCUUGAUGUAUACAAUGUACCAGCUGGACUUUUGAACACAGAAGUUGAAGCUUUGACCGAACGACAUGUCACAAUUCCCUGCCCUUUUUCAAACAGCGAGGGAAGCCAUGGACAGUAGACGAGAUGGACUCAAUGUACUGGGAUAUACGUACAUGGCGGUGCUUAUGUUCGCCUAUAUCACAGAUGCAGCUGGGACGGUAUGUUCUGACGCCGUUACAGAUGGAACUAUGGUACUGAACAUGUGUGAAGAUGGUAAUGCCGUCGGUAAACGCGUGGUUAUAGACACGUACGGAUCGUCUGCGUACAGAACAGAUGGCGGUAGUAUCAACUGUUCCUGUACGGCGACAAUGACGGGACGCUCCGACGGAAUCAGUUCAAAUGUUCUAUUUGACGAUGUCCAGUCGUUAUAUCCUCCGUCUGGAUGUGGAAGCAGCGUUAUUUUAUCAGCGCACGUAGCAGCUGUCUCGUCUGUUCAAUCAACAACUUUCGUUUGUACUGUUGGAUUUACUAAAUUUUACCUUGGCCAGACAAAUGAUACAUUCAUUGUUGUGUGGCAGUCUGGACCCAGUGGAAGUACGUCAGAAUACUGUCUUUCAUCUACGGCAAGUACGGGGGCAUACUUGUCUGUGAAAUGCUUCGAAGUGAAUGAUAAAAGUGAAGAGAACACCACACCACCACCGACAUCCCCUGCUACAGUGAUGCUAACGUCAGAUCAAAAACCUUCUCCCAUCUCUGUGACCAGCCCUUCCACUUCGUCCCUGGCAUCGUAUUUCAAUGGUAAAAUAUUUAAUAUGAUAAGUCUAACCGCUUGUAUGAUUGCAAGCAGAUUAAUUUAUUUUCGAACUCAUCUAUAAAUUAAAGUUUACAUCCAUUUUAGCUGACAUGUUUUUUCUACAUGCGUUACUUUUUAUUUUUCUAAAUACUGCACAUUUGUUUUAUUUUUUCAGGAACAAAUGCCAUGUGUGCUUGAUAAUGAUAAGUUUAUGCAAGUAGAUGUAAUGAGAAACAUUUUUGUCAUUGUAAUUUGUUUCAGAGAAAAAAAUUGAACUCGUCAUGCAAUUUCAUUCAAUUGCAGGGUACGAUAACAAUCUGAUAAUGUUUAAAUGUAUUUCAUUUGUUUACAGAUAUAGCUUUGCAAAAAUGGACAACAGUUUUGUUAAAGUUUAAAAGGACAGGUUAAAUGAUUAAAUACCAUGAUUAUUUUGCUUCAUUAUAGGAUAUUUUUAAAUUAUGUACUUGAUAUUAUGUUUUUUGUCUGUCUAUAUCUGUCCACGUUUAUUUUGUCAAUUCUGUCUUUGUCUAUCAACGUUUUGUUUGUCCAUGAUCGUCUAUUUCCGUCCGUAUGUCCAUGUUUUAAAGUAAAAUUGUUCAUGACUGUAUUGUCACGUGACGUAUGUCUAAUUGAGUAAGACGAUUGGAUGUAUGAAAGAAGUAUGUAUGCUUGGCAUUUUAUUUAUCCGUUUCCGCGAUAAACCCACCCAAAAAACACUACUUGAUGAUUGAAGACAACACCGUGUUGAUGACGUCAUGAUGAGAAGAUCAAUCUGAGGUAACAUGAACCCUAAAAUACUGGAUAUUUACGACUGACUUAAGAGCUAUUUACCGGUAAUCAAUUUACCCAGCAUUUUCUCUGUAAAUUCAUUUGUUUCUUUAGUACAUGAUGUCGUAAUUUAUCAACCUUCUAUAAACUUGAUUUAUUUUAUUUUCAUGGCACUUUAAAACAGUCUUUGCACUUAAAUUUUAUUCGUUUUCAAACCUGAAGGCAAAGCAACAAAUGAUGCGAUACUACUUAUGUUUAUUAUAAGUUAUGUUUAGUGUGAACAAUAGUCAGUUAAACAUUUUUCAGCAAAUUUACCGCGCCAUGGGUUUCCUUAAACAAUUAUUGGUUAUAUAUGUUGUUUAUAUCAUUGUUAGCGUUUAUUCUACAAUGUAUACAUUACAUAUACUAUGCUAUACAUUUAUACAAACUCAACAAAUGAGUAUUGAACAAAUAUCGUCUCAUCAUAGGUUUACGUGCGUAUGCAUUUUUUCGCUGCCAUCAUUGCUAACAGGAUACGAUAUUUCUUUGUACAUACAUCAAUGAGAUUGCAAAAUUCUAUGCAUAGUCGUGGUUAUUAUCAUUAAUUUGUGUGUCACUCUCGGUAUUUUAAUGCUCAGGAUAAUAUACCUGACCAGGAAAUGCAAACUUCUACAAUAUUCUGACUGUCAUCACCGUCACGUCAUCAACAACAUCUUCCAGUGCCAUUAUGACGUCAGAGGUAGCAGCUACUUAUGGACUUAGAUAACAACAAGUAUCUCCAAAUUGACAUACAUCUCUCUCCCCUACGACAGUGUAUCCUACGUGAACCCGAAGGUACGUAGUACUGUAAACUAGAGAUGUGUUUACGCUUUUAACGAUUCGGUGAAUCGGCUGAUAAACCAGGACAUGAACCAUUUAUAUCCAGGUCUUACUAUACAACAAGUUCGAAACCGAAAAAUACUUGAUGCAAACUUGUAUUUGUUCAUGAUGUAAAAAACAAGAUAAUGAUUGCA
This is a messenger RNA of Mizuhopecten yessoensis (Yesso scallop), 2649 nucleotides long. RefSeq lists its product as uncharacterized. The transcript is spliced from 4 exons. The record is from RefSeq and is a predicted model, not a curated record. The coding region runs from base 183 to 971 and encodes 262 amino acids. Lineage: Eukaryota; Metazoa; Mollusca; Bivalvia; Pectinida; Pectinidae.